AUGAAGAACCUUGUUGCGGUUAAUGCAAGCAACAACAGAUUUACAGGACAGAUACCGGCUUCAAUCUGUGUCUCCCCAUCCUUCACUGAGCUUGACCUUAGCCGCAACCAAUUCAGCAGCAAUAUACCUCAGGGACUUGACGAUUGCUCCAUGUUGAGAGUGUUGAAGGCUGGCCACAACAACCUUAGUGGGAUCCUUCCUCAUGAACUCUUCAGGGCUACCUCAUUGGAACAGCUCUCUUUUCCUAACAAUGGCUUGCAUGGAGUUCUUGAUGGUUCCCAAGUAGUCAAACUCAGCAAUUUGACUGUCCUUGAUCUUGGAUCGAAUGGGCUCAGUGGAGAAGUCCCAGAUUCUAUAGGCCAGUUGAGAAGAUUGGAGGAGCUGCACUUGGGCAACAACAACAUGUCUGGUGAGCUUCCGCUAACCAUAGGUAACUGCACAAAUCUCAGGUACAUCAGCCUCAGAAACAACAGUUUUACUGGAGAUCUUAGCAAAGUCAACUUCACCCUAUUGGAUCUAAGCAUAGCUGAUUUUUCAAUGAACUACUUCACUGGUACAAUUCCUGAAAGCAUCUAUUCGUGCAACAAUCUAAUUGCAUUGCGGCUGGCUUACAACAACUUUCAUGGCCAGUUCUCAUCAAAAAUAGGAAACCUUAGGUCCCUCUCCUUCCUUUCACUUACAAAUAAUUCCGUAACAAAUAUAGAAGAUGUGAUACAGACUCUCCGGAGGUGCAAGAACCUUACCACUCUACUUAUGGGCUCCAACUUCAAGGGAGAAAUCAUGCCACAGGUUAAAUCAAUUGAUGGCUUUCAGAAUCUUGAGGUACUAAGCAUAGAUACUUGCGCGUUGGUCGGGCAGAUCCCUCUUUGGCUGUCGAAGCUCACAAAGUUGAAAAUACUAGAUUUAUCCAGCAAUCAACUCACUGGAUCAAUACCAUCCUGGAUUAGCAGACUACACUUCCUCUUCUUUCUGGACAUAUCAAGCAACAGACUUUUAGGGGACAUCCCAACUGCAUUGAUGAAGAUGACCAUGCUACAAGCGGAGAUGAAUGCUGAAAAGUUGGAUCCAGAGUUCCUGGAGUUACCUAUAUACUGGACACCAUCACGUCAAUACCGCUUGCUCGGUGCUUUCCCAGCCGCGUUGCAUCUAGGCAACAACAAAUUCACUGGCACUAUCCCCCCUGAGAUUGGUCAAAUGAAAAUGCUCAUGUACCUAAAUUUUAGCUCCAACAGCUUAUCCGGAGAAAUACCGCAAGAAAUCUGCAACCUCACAAGCCUGCAAGUUCUGGACUUCUCAAACAACCAGCUCACAGGUGCAUUCCCAUCCACACUGAGUGAACUGCAUUUCCUUUCUACCUUCAAUGUUUCUUACAAUGAACUUGAAGGUCCAGUUCCAACUGGAGGACAGUUUGAUACGUUUUCAAAUUCUAGCUAUAUUGGGAAUCCUAAUCUGUGUGGUGACGUACUCAGCAAACACUGCGGCACCACACCAAGAGAUCAAACGUUCAGCUCACGACAGCACAGCUCGCGUCUUCCUAUUAUCUUUGGGGUCAUUUUUGGAGGACUUUCUGCUCUUGCGCUGCUAGCAUGCUUCCUGAUUGCAAGAUUGGUAUACAAUGAUCACACUGAGAACCUAGUUCCACUUCAGAGGCGGUAG
This is a messenger RNA of Panicum hallii, 1656 nucleotides long. RefSeq names its product tyrosine-sulfated glycopeptide receptor 1-like. Gene Ontology annotation, molecular function: protein binding. The transcript has a single exon. Lineage: Eukaryota; Viridiplantae; Streptophyta; Magnoliopsida; Poales; Poaceae. Bases 1 to 1656 code for a protein of 551 amino acids. The record is from RefSeq and is a predicted model, not a curated record.